CAGUGGCUGAACAGCCUACCAUCUCUUACGCCCACAAGGAGCAAGUCCAUCCCUACCACAUGGAUGCAGCCACAGACCCAAACUGCAUCUCAUGGGGCAUAUGCGACCUCUCCUCCUCCUUCAGUAAUUUUCUUCUCCUUUCCCAUCCAAGAAGCCUGUACUGCUCAUCAUGUUGUCGUUGUUUGUGUUACACAGACAAGUUCGUCACCAUGCUGGCGGUAAAGGAAAGAACACUUGAGCCACUGCCUCGCAAACAAAACAGCGACAGACGAGCUACCGCUACCACUACCUCUGCUGCUACUGCUAAUGUACAGACCAUCACUUCAUCGGAUCCUCAAAGCUCUACCCACGCCUAUGCAACUGACCUACAAAAAGGAAUUCCACGCAGCCAACCACUCUCUCAAGCAAGCACCUGACAAGACCUGUACAGCGUGAACAAUCUACGCCGCCGCACAUGAAGUCCGAAGCAGUCGAAGCCUUUGCAUCCAAGACGAUGAGGCCAGAAGCACUGGAGGCUGCCAAAGCAUUGGUAGAUCAGGAAAACAGACAGCCAGCGUCAACUGGCUUGUCUGGUAGAGAGCAGUUGCUGCCUCAAGAGACCCCAAACCAUGUUCCGACUACGGUCACACACUCACCUUCGCCCUCACAAGACACCGUACGCAGCACACACGACACUGAUGACGAUGCCUCGAGAGCUUCGACCCUCCUCGCUGAAGUGAUUCAGGGUGCCAAGACUGCUGUUGACGACGCCCUAGCUUGGGCCGAGAAGAAGGUCGGCAGUCUGGACUCAGAGAAAGGCGGUGCAGGACCGUACGACUCACCAGCUACAUGCAUGCCUUCAGAUCUCGAUGCUAUUGCCAGUGGCAUCCUGCCUUCCAUACCAAGCAAGAGCCAGCACGAUGAGAAUUCUCGGGCAAAGGGAAAAGAGAUAUAUGAUACAUCAUCGGGAGAGGAAACCGACAAGCGCAAGGGACAGGGCAGUGCUUGAAGCAGCAUGUUGAGCAUAUGGUGAUGAAGCGGCAAAUGAUAAAUUUGCACGAGCCGAAGAAAGAGGGAAACGGUGCAUGCCGCUCUGUUUACUUUGAUUCAUUUGUAUGUUAUGGAAGCCAACCAACAGACUUAUCAAAGACUAUAUUGCGUU
This is a messenger RNA of Bipolaris sorokiniana ND90Pr, 1141 nucleotides long. RefSeq lists its product as uncharacterized. Bases 455 to 988 code for a protein of 177 amino acids. The transcript is spliced from 2 exons. NCBI's taxonomy places the organism in Eukaryota, Fungi, Ascomycota, Dothideomycetes, Pleosporales, Pleosporaceae. The record is from RefSeq and is a predicted model, not a curated record.